AUGAGUGAACCCAGAGGUCAGAUGCAGAGUUCAAACGCUACAAGCAGCUCCUUAAUGGAACAACAGUCUGCUUCCCCCGACCCUGAUGUCCCACCUUCAUCUUCGUCUUCAAAGCUUGGCCAGAGCAAGUUCAGGAGAGUCAGCCGCACAGAGGACAGCAGUCCAUAUCCGAUCCCUGGCCUAGCAGCUGACAUCCUGCACAUGCGAGUGAAAGAAGGAAGCAAGAUCCGUAAUUUACUGCGGUUUGCAACAGCUCGCAUGGAAGGGGAAGGGGAAGGGAAAGACAGCAAUGGGACAUCGCUGAGACAGGUGGUCUUCACUGGCUCAGGAAGAGGAGUCACCAAGACCAUCACUUGUGUGGAGAUUCUGAAACGAAAAGUUGGAGAACUCCACCAGGUGUCAAAGCUCUACUACAAGACGGUGAAUGAGGUCUGGGAGAGUCCCCAGCAGGGAGCCCCAGGUAUAACCAUGCAGAGGACUGUCCCUGCCAUCUGUAUCCUGCUCUCUAAAGACCCUCUGGAUCCCCAGGAGCCUGGAUACCAACCCCCCCAAACCAAGAGUGUCCCCACAGAGGACGCAGAGAGACUCAGAGGUCUGAUCAGGCCGGCUCACAGUCCCUCCUCACAGCACACAGCCAAGAGAGUCUGUCUGGGUGACUGA
This is a messenger RNA of Gymnodraco acuticeps, 660 nucleotides long. RefSeq names its product ribonuclease P and MRP subunit p25, a (gene rpp25a). Lineage: Eukaryota; Metazoa; Chordata; Actinopteri; Perciformes; Bathydraconidae. Gene Ontology annotation, molecular function: RNA binding. The record is from RefSeq and is a predicted model, not a curated record. Bases 1 to 660 code for a protein of 219 amino acids. The transcript has a single exon. Gene Ontology annotation, biological process: tRNA 5'-leader removal. Gene Ontology annotation, cellular component: ribonuclease MRP complex.